Messenger RNA from Lepus europaeus (European hare), 4259 nucleotides. RefSeq names its product ST3 beta-galactoside alpha-2,3-sialyltransferase 2 (gene ST3GAL2). The coding region runs from base 1099 to 2151 and encodes 350 amino acids. The record is from RefSeq and is a predicted model, not a curated record. NCBI's taxonomy places the organism in Eukaryota, Metazoa, Chordata, Mammalia, Lagomorpha, Leporidae. The transcript has 7 exons. Gene Ontology annotation, molecular function: beta-galactoside (CMP) alpha-2,3-sialyltransferase activity.
GCUGGCGGCGGCGGCGGCGGCGGCGGCUUUCCACACGGGCGGAGGCGGCGGCAGGAGCGGCGAGCAUGGCCCGCGCGGCGCCCGAUGCUGACUGAGGGUCAUGCUGCGGCAGCCAGGCGCCUGACAAGUGAGGGGGAACCUGCCAGGGGAUUACUGCUAGUGCAAGCUGACGGCUGGCCUCAGGGGAGUGGGGAUGGGCAGAACAGCCGCCAAGCCUGGGCCAGCAUCCCCGGGAAGGAGGCCUGAGCCCUGGCAGGGAGCUCAGCACAUGCUUGGCUGACCCAGACUUCGUUGGAUGCAGCACCCCGCCGAGCAGCAGCUGUUCUCAGCCCCAGAGGACCUCACAGCGGGUGUAGGAGCUUUGUGACCCUUUGUGCAACUGCGGAUAGGGCUGUGAGCACUGGGAGAAGGGACCAACCCCUGCCGUGGAAAGAAGAGAGCGGAACCCAAGACAAAGAGGAUCUUGAUCUUUGAAUCAGGAUUUUCUGAUAUCCACGGAGCUUCCUGGUUCUCAGGACUGGGGUCUGAUCCUCUCCUGUGGGAGAAGGGUUGGGCCAGGAGGGCCGACCAGGGCGGGGACGACUCUCGCAUGGAAUCCAGGCACCCCGAAGCCCAUGUGCUCUCUGUUGUGAUUGGAGUUCUAGGACUUCCCCGCUGCAGGGGACGAGGGGCUGCCUCGGCGUCUGCUCAUGAGCCACAAGGACCCCGACUGCUCCAGACUGGACCAUUUCAAGCUGCCAAAGAGGGGGCCCCCCAGAGCUGGCACCCAGCGAUUCCAAGGGACUAGAGGGCUGGGAUGGACUGACCUUCCCCUGGGCAGGGCAGUGGGAGAGGCAGAGCCUCUGUGGCCCAGCUAGUGACUGAGAGACCUGAUGAAGCCCUAACCAGGUGCCCGAGUGGCUCAGGGAUAGAGGAGCCCCUUCUGCCUACAUGCGCUCUCCUUAACUUUAGGGAGAGUGCGGCAAGGGACCCUGCCUGGGGCUCGUGUCCCUAUGCCCUUUGCACGUGCUGCCAGAACAAGGAGGCUGCACCGUGGCCAGCCCCUCAGUGGGCUGGGAAAGGAGUGGCCACGGUGAUAGCCGCUCACCUGCCAGCACCAUGAAGUGCUCCCUGCGGGUGUGGUUCCUUUCCGUGGCCUUCCUGCUGGUGUUCAUCAUGUCCCUGCUCUUCACCUACUCUCACCACAGCAUGGCUACCCUGCCCUACCUGGACUCGGGGGCCCUGGGUGGGACCCACCGGGUGAAGCUGGUGCCCGGCUAUGCUGGCCUACAGCGCCUCAGCAAGGAGGGGCUCACAGGCAAGAGCUGCGCCUGCCGACGCUGCAUGGGUGACGCCGGCACCUCUGACUGGUUUGACAGCCACUUCGACAGCAACAUUUCCCCCGUCUGGACCCGAGAGAAUAUGGAUCUCCCCCCGGAUGUCCAGAGGUGGUGGAUGAUGUUGCAGCCCCAGUUCAAGUCACAUAACACCAACGAGGUGCUGGAGAAGCUGUUCCAGAUAGUGCCGGGCGAGAACCCCUACCGCUUCCGAGACCCCCACCAGUGCCGGCGCUGUGCCGUGGUGGGGAACUCGGGCAACCUGCGGGGUUCCGGCUAUGGGCAGGAUGUGGACGGGCACAACUUCAUCAUGAGGAUGAAUCAGGCACCAACUGUGGGCUUUGAGCAGGAUGUUGGCAGCCGAACCACCCAUCAUUUCAUGUACCCUGAGAGUGCCAAGAACCUGCCCGCCAACGUCAGCUUCGUGUUGGUGCCCUUUAAGGCCCUGGAUCUGCUGUGGAUUGCCAGCGCCCUGUCCACAGGACAGAUCCGAUUCACCUACGCCCCAGUGAAGUCCUUCCUUCGAGUGGACAAAGAAAAGGUUCAGAUCUACAACCCAGCCUUCUUCAAGUACAUCCACGAUAGGUGGACUGAGCACCAUGGGCGGUACCCUUCCACAGGGAUGCUGGUGCUCUUCUUUGCCCUGCACGUGUGUGAUGAGGUAAACGUGUACGGAUUCGGGGCCGACAGCAGGGGCAACUGGCACCACUACUGGGAGAAUAACCGGUACGCGGGCGAGUUCCGGAAGACGGGCGUGCACGACGCGGACUUCGAGGCCCACAUCAUCGACAUGCUCGCCAAGGCCAGCAAGAUCGAGGUCUACCGAGGCAACUGAGCCGGGCCUCGCCGCGGCCCUCAACGGCAUGGCACUUCCGCGAGGCGCGAGCGCGCGUUCCCGCCCGGGACUCCGGGCCUGCCGGAAGGGAGGCAGCCUCGGCAUGCGCGCGGCGCCCUGCCCUGGGCGUUCCCAGGCAAUCGGGAGCGACGGUAGGCCGCGGUCUGAGCCAAUCAUGCUGCAGUCCAGCGAGCGCUGCCUGUCCUCCCUCAAUCAUGAGACUCUGGGGGCCGGGCCGGCCCUUGCACCAAUCAGCGCCGUAGGCGGGCGGAGCUUUUGAUUAUUCCAGCCAAUCAUGAAACUCAAAGAGAACUUCCGACGCUGGACCCCCGCCUCCUCCAAUCACUGGCCUUUGGAGGCGGGCAGGCGGCCCCUUACUUCCCCCGUCCCUUAUGCUUUUGGGUAGGAUUUUAUUUUCCGCUUUUUAAGAAGUAGAGGUUGUUUCGGGCCUUGAUGAAAUACUUUUCUCAGGCUUUACAAGAAACAAGUCUCAGUCGCUGGCCGGCCUGACCCUACCGGGAGCACUGAAGAAAAAAAAUGGCGGGAGAGCUCGGGGCGUAGCCCGGGCCGGGUGGGCGGCGCUGAGGCGGCCGCGGAGGGGAGUCGGCCGAAGCCGUCUUGUGGCGAGGGGGUCGUUGCCAGGGAGUGCGCUUCGCCCCAGGAGGCCCAGUGUCCUCCCAAGUCGCCGCAGGCCUCCGAGAGUUUUUGGCCUCCGAGAGUUUUUUACGUCACGUUUCCCUUCUCUGUCAGGCGCGGAUGGGUGAGUGCAAACCCACCAAAGAGAGGCGGUCCCGGGUGGCGCGUGGGCCCUCCUCCCCCAGCCGCCCUGAGGUCGUGUCGUGUGUCGCCUGGGGUCUGACUCCUGGGACACUGGUGUAAGAGACAGGGCGGGGGGCCAGGAAGCCCUGUCACAUCUCAUGUAAGGUGCUUCACACUCACUCGUGCCCUCGGCCCUCCGCUUCACCCACCACCAUUUUUAGUGUCUCUCCUUAGGCCCUGGGCCUCACCAGCCUACUUGUUGCUCUGGAAAAAAAAAAAAAAUCAGAUAACUUGCCCGCCCACACCCCGACCUUCACACAGAUGUAUGUCUCAGGGAGGCUCCAGGCAGAGAGGGGCGGCACGCCGGCUGGCUGGCUGACCCGGGACAAGCAGGCGUAGGCAGCUUCUUGCCGGCGAGGCGUGGAACGCUUUAGCUAACCUGAAGCCAUCAGGUAUGGCUGACCAACACUGAUUGUUCUAAGCUGGCCCUGCAGAGAGGCGAGAGCCUCGCAGGGGAGGAGCAGCCCCGUCCCCUGCAGCCUCCUCCCUGCGCACAUGUCCCGCCGCAUCUCACCUCCUACCUCCUCCCUCUAACCCACUUUCCACUGCCAGCUCUGGAAGGGCUGGGAAGCUGACAGCCAGGGGGUACAACUGAAAGCUACUUGCGUGACAGAACGCAGCCUAAGUCCCCAAGUGGCUGACUUUUUAAGGCUAGGGGAGUUUAGGAGGUCAAAAAAGGCUUCUGUGAAGCUCUCAAACCCCUGAACAGCCCCCGCUUUCCAACUGUGUCAUCACACAUAGCACCCUUUUACUUAGUGAACUGACCACCAAGCAGCCUCUCGGCCGUUGGUUUAGAGCCUGCAGCCGGCUUGGAGGACAGCCACCUGCUAGCAGGGGAGGACCUCACGGUUGGGCCGGGGGACGUGGGCACCCCGAAAAAUUAAUAUAUUGAGAAGUUAGUUUGAGCCUGUUCUCUUCCCAUUUGGAAAAGCCAGAAGUAUAAAGAACGGGGUUGGUCAGUGAGGGGCGCUUUAGGAGUGCCUCGGGGCUUUCCUCUCACCAUUUCAGAGCCAAGGCACCAGCCAUUCUUGCCAGUCUCGCGUCAGUGCUUCCUGAGAGACUGUUUUGAGUGUUGAGAAGAAAAUCAAUGCAAUUAUGCCAAACAGUAUUGAGCAGAAUAAUUUAUUUCUGUUUUGUUUCUUUUUCUUCUUUUGUUUAAACCAUUAACCCUCAUUUUGGAAGAGGUAGUUCCCAGCAUCCAGCCCAACAUCUUUACUGCAAUAGUUAUUUAAACAUUUUUAAAAAUUUCCUUCCCUUUCUCUUUCUGAAUUAAAAAUGAACAACAUCAA